Molecule: messenger RNA, 743 nt
Organism: Aspergillus ruber CBS 135680
Lineage: Eukaryota; Fungi; Ascomycota; Eurotiomycetes; Eurotiales; Aspergillaceae
Exons: 1
Coding region: 156-545 (129 amino acids)
Source: RefSeq, a predicted model, not a curated record
GAACAGGUUAGUUAGUUGGUAUUUUGUAGCCUACAAUGGCAGCCGUUGUCUUUAUUUGCCAUCAAUCGGGUUCUGUGGUGUAGUAUUAGAUUUACGAAAAAAAAAAAAAUACCUCAACGCGCGUCCUAAGCACAUCAAACACCCCGAACCACAGAAUGUAUAGAGGAAAAGACAGACACACCCCGACAACAUCCCGAACAUCAACAGAUCCGAGGAUUCGAUCCAAAACCCCAAAGAAUUGGUAUUUGGGGUUAGUCCUAAGAUUCAGGCCCAGAACCAGAUCUCUGAGUCCCGGAGGGGCGGGGGGUUUACAAAGCUCAAGAAAACAUUAUUGGGGUUUGGAGAGUACGUACCUAACUACAGGAUACAAUAGUGUCCUGGAAAGCAGCGGGUAUGCAAGUUUGGUUCCGCAAGCACAAAGAUCAGGACCAGGCUCUGGAAAGGGUAGGCGGAGAGAAUGGGCGGUUAUGGUCUGGACCGGAUUAUCCUAUGUUGGUUCUAAUUGGGUUGUUAGUGAUGGGGCGAUGAUUAGUAAGGGCAAUUAGGGCUGGUAUUUUUUUUUUUUUUUUUUUUUUUGACAGUGAGAAUGACGGGUGGAUAUCAGUAUGUCUCAGUGUUAGCACCAGUAGCAACCCGGUUAGAGAAAGGCACACGAGUAACCAAUCCGUGUAGAUACGGAGGCGACAGGUGAAACAAGCAGAAACAUUCAGAAGCCACUUAGCAUCCGCAAUUUUGGUUCAUCG